CCCAAAGCUCCUCUCCCAGUACACCCCCCAACUCCACUUCCACUGAGACCCCCAGCUCCUCUCCCAGUGCAAUGCCCAGCUCCGCUGCCACCUCAACCACCAGUUUCUCUCUCACUGAGACCUCCAGCUCCCCUGCUGCCUUGACCCCCAGCUCCGAUGCCAUCACAACUGACAACUCCACUCCCACCUCAACCCCCAGCUCCUCUCCCACCAUGACCAACAACUCCACUCUCACCUCAACCUCCAGUUCCACCCCCACCAUGACCGACAAUUCCACUCUCAUAUCAAUGUCCAGCUCCACCGCAACCGGUGCCACAACAACUAGCUCCACAUCCACCACGACCCCCAACUCCGCUGCAAUCAUCAACCCCAGUUCCAUCUCCACCAUAACCGACAACUCCACUCCCACCUCAACCCUCAGCUCCGCUCCCACCAUGACCAACUUCACCCCCACCUCAACCCAGAGCUUCACCCUCACUAUGACUGACAACUCCACUCCCACCUCAACCCCCAGCUCCACUACCACCACGACCGACAACUCCACUCCCACCUCAACCCCCAGUUCCACCCCCACCACGACUGACAAUUCCACUCUCACAUCAAUGCCCAGCUCCACCCCAACCACAACCAACAACUCCACCCCAACCGGUGCCACAACCCCCAGCUCCACUACCACCACGACCGACAACUCCACUUCCACCUCCACCCCCAUCUCCACCCCCACCACAACCGACAACUCCACUCCCACCUCAACCACCAGCUUCACGACCCCCAACUCCACUGCAAUCAUGAACCCCAGCUCACCUGACACUUCAACCCUCAGUUCCGCUUCCACCUCGACCCCCAGCUCCCCUGACACCUUGACCUACAGCUCCACUGCCACUGGGAGCCUCAGCUCCACAGGCUCCUCAACCCCCAGUUCUGCUGCCACCUCAACCCCCAGCUCUACAGGCCCCUCACCUCCCAAUUCUGCUGCCACCUCGACCCCUAGCUCUGCUGCCACCUCGACCCCCAGCUCCACAGGCAGCUCAACCCUGAAUUCUGCUGCCACCUCGACCCCCAGCUCCACAGGCAGCUCGACCCCAAAUUCUGCUGCCACCUCGAUCCCCAGCUCCAUAGACACCUCAACCCCCAGCUCCGUUUCCAGAGCUACCAGCUCUGCUACAAUCUCUCCACAAUCUACAGUCACUACAUCCAAGAAUACUGGGCAUCCUGCUUCUUCUGGGUCUCCUGCAGUCACACCCACCCCCUCUGUCGUCAGCUCUGCAAGUUCACCUAGCUCCAGCACUUCUGGCAUCCCAGCCUCAUCUGCUCCCACCUUGGGUUCCAUCCCAACUAGCGGAGAUAUGACUUCUUCUGGCCCACCGGCUACUGGACCAACCACCUCGCUCAGUCAAUAUGAAUCCACAACACCUUCAGGGUCUGGCGCUACCACCUCAUCGCUUACGACUGUUUUUGUCACCUCACAGACCACAGCCUCUCCGGAUAGCAGCGCCCUCCCCUACUGGGCCAUCAUCCUCAUCUGCCUGGCCGCGCUGAGCCUACUGAGCUUCUGCUCUCUGUUGGUGUUUUUCCUAAAGUCGAGGCUGGCUGGUGCCAACUCCUACUCCGUUCAGAAGACUCAUCAGUUUCUCCAGAAUCAGAGCUGACGCGAUCACAGUUGAAGGAAGAAUGGGGUCAUCCACAACCCUUGACUACAGCCACCCAUAAGGGGGCUGCUCUGAUCCGGCAUGCCUGGGCUAACCCAGAGCCUCUAUAGUCAGUACUGAGCCGAGAAAGCCAGUAUUAAUCCUUAGCUGCCAGAUGAACAUACGCUGCCCUCUGGGGGGUAGCGGUGGGAUGGAGCUUCGGUCCCCUUCUGGGAGCAGGGAACACAGAUCAGUGGAAUCGGCACCGAGAAACACAAGCAUCCUAUGUUCUGUUACACUCAUUAGGUGGCACCCAGAAGAAAGGAACAAAUCAAAGGGAGAUGGAUGGCUAUCGAAUGGACUGGAUAGUGGUGGAGUUGUCCAGUGGUUAGAACACAGGACUCCUGGCUUCUGUUACCAGUUGUGGGAGUGAAGUGGGGUCUAGCAGGUUGAGCAAGGGGAGCUGGGAGCCAGGACACCUGGGUUUUAUUCCUCUGACUGCACAGCAUCCAUUGAACAAAUACUUUGUUUGCUGGUCUGCACUGCUGUAUUUCUGUGACCUCUACAUAGCAGGGCCUGUCUCUUUCUCUCUGUGUCUGGGC
Molecule: messenger RNA, 2230 nt
Organism: Chelonoidis abingdonii (Abingdon island giant tortoise)
Lineage: Eukaryota; Metazoa; Chordata; Testudines; Testudinidae
Source: RefSeq, a predicted model, not a curated record